AUGAAACCAAAUAAAGUUGCUUUGCUUGAUAAAAAGGAAUCUAAGAAAACAAACAGGAAACUAGAGAAUUUUGAAGAGAACAAAGAUCUUGAUAGUAAAGAAAUUAUGUUUAUCCAUGAAGGCAGGAUAUUGAGAAUUAACCUAGAAACUCUUUCAAAAUCAGAAUCUCCACUUUAUAUUCAAGAAAGAAUUAGUCCUUUUAUCUCAAUGUGCAGACUACCAAAUAGCGAAGUUUUUUGCUAUGGAAAUGGGUCUGGAUUUACAUUUACUUUUAACUCACAGGGAUCUUUUAGACAAUUAUGAUAUGGCAGACCUUAUUAUGAUUCUGGCUGCGUCUAUUAUAAUGGUAAUGUGUAUGCGUUUGGAGGAUCAUCAGGGUAUAGAGUAGUCAAUAGAGCAUACAAAUUUAGCUUAUCCAAAAAUCAGUGAAGCAGGCUUGCAAAUAUGCCAGCUGAGUUUAUGCUUUGCUCAUGUGCAGUUCUGCAACACUUACUUAGCUACUUAGAUAUUUAAAAUGUCUUCCCUCUUCAGCAGGAUGAUUUAGGCAUGGAUAAGCCCAUCCUUUUAACUCCUAAUUGGUGAUGUCAGCAGCCAUCCUUCUAGCAGGUAUUUCAGAAACGCACCUGUCAGGCCAGAUGGUCAGCACUGGUCACGUUGUCUAGCCUGAACUUGACUCCUGCGCGUGUUCCGCCUAAAGGUCACCCUCAUCAGGUGUAUCAAGCAGAAAAACUAUAUGUCUUACACUAUGCGGUAGUCCAUAUUGAUGUUGCGGAUAAAGGCUUACGUGGAAAACUGAACCCCAUAAUAAUAGCGAAGGAAUUCCGCACUGAGCCCAUUUUAUUAUUAUGCAGUUCUGCAACACAAAAUUAUAAUUUCAUGCAGCGAUGGCUCACGUGUUUAUGACCCUGAAAUAGAUUCUUAUACAGAAUUAUCACCGAGUUCGCAAAUCAAUGGUCUAGUCGUGUAUGUUAUUAGAAAUAGAGGAUAUAUUUUUGGUUCAGGAGGGAAGAUAUAUGAAAGUGGAGUUAAGAUUAAGAUUAUACGGCCAUAAGCAGGACUCCCACUAAAUGGACUAUCUUAGCUCCAAGAAAGUUGGCCUUCGCUGGGUGCAUAUACACGGAGUGCAAAUGGUGUAAGGCCUAAUCCAAAUUUCACCCUCUUGAAGUUUCUGAAGAACACCUAAGCUAAAGAUAAGCUCCCUAGGUUAGAGCGACCUUCUGUAGGGUAUCCCGAUAGUCCCGAUAGACGAAGACUAUGAGAGGCAAAAUCUGUUAGCCCACCUUGCAGGAACUACGGAAAGUCUUCGGGGGAGAAACAAAGCUUCUCUCUUUAGUAACUAACUAACUAAAAUUUAAUUUAUGGCCAUAAGACCUUCAAGUCUGCCUUUCCCACAAUUCUCUCUCUUUAGUAAGGCCUCCCCAAAACCUGAAGACCUCCUUCAAAAAGAGAUAAAAGCCCUGUUUUCAGCAACACCAGGAUGGGUCUGACCUGUCAUAGAAAGGUGUCACCUCGGACUCCUAUUUCCGUCAACUUCACCAUUUAUUUCUCUAACUCCCCCCCCCCCUCCGUGAGCGAACAAAACCAUUAGAAAAAUCGCCAUUUUUUGACCAAAAACCCACCCUCCGUGAGUGAACAAAAAUUUUUUUAAUAGAAAAAAUUUUUAAUGGAAAAAAAAUUUUGAUAUAUAAGUGAUAAUUAGUAUAAUGAAAUCUAGAGCUAAUUCUGUUUAAUUUUAAACAAAUUGCGUUUUAAAACAUAAAUUUUUGCAAAUUAAAUUAAUAUUUGCUUCCCAAUUUUUGCAAAUUAGGAUUUUUUAAAAUUUCGAAAAAAAAAUAUUUUUUUUUAAAAAAUUUAUAUAUAAAAUUUUUUUUAAAAAAACAAAUUAAACCCCCCUCCGUGAGCGAACAAAAUUUUUUUUUUGUUCGCUCACGGAGGGGGGGGGAGUAAGUGAAGUUAGGAAUCCUUACAACUGAGAGCUCUCGGGAAAUGUGACUCCAUUGAAAAACACGCCAUUUGGUUACUUUGGACACUAUAAAGAUGCCUUUUAUUUUUUAUUGAGGGAUUUUUGCCUUUAUAAAUUUGAUAUACAAAAUAGGCAUUUCAGUAAAGUCGCGAGUUUUUCAGAAUAA
This is a messenger RNA of Blepharisma stoltei, 2129 nucleotides long. Lineage: Eukaryota; Ciliophora; Heterotrichea; Heterotrichida; Blepharismidae. The record is from the annotation of a GenBank genome assembly.